Triticum turgidum subsp. durum (durum wheat) is the source of this 576-nucleotide messenger RNA. Lineage: Eukaryota; Viridiplantae; Streptophyta; Magnoliopsida; Poales; Poaceae. The record is from the annotation of a GenBank genome assembly.
AUGAGGUUCAGGAUCCGGAAGAAGCCUGCGUCCGCGCCGCCGGACGCUUCUUCCACGGCCGCCGUGCCGGACACCGCGGCCGGCGGCGGCCGGGCGACGAUCAGUAUCGUCGCUAGCCCAGAUCGCUACGGCACAGAGAAUGUACUGAUUGUUACGCCAGGAGGAAGCAGAGAUGAGUCGUUCUUCGAGGCAAGGCCGUGGUUAGACUCGGACAGUGAAGAUGAUUUCCAAAGCGUGAGAGGAGACUUCACUCCUUCAAGAGGUAGCACACCAGAUCACCAGACGCAAACAUCAUUCGCAGCGCGGAUAUCUGCGGACAUUCCUUCGCUGACAGAGAAGAAGCAGAGGCUCCUUGAGCUGCUUCAGGAAAAGCAGCAGUACGAUGACGAGCAUGAUGCCACUACUGAUGCCGGUAGCGAGACAGGGAACAACAUUCAUGCUGAAGAACAUCUGAAUCCUUCUGGGAAAGUAGAGAAAGCAAAGAAGCCAGCCAAGCCAGGUUGCUUCGCUUGCUCUGCUUGGAAGCUUAGCUUCAAGGGCUGCCGGAAGAAGAAGAAAGAGCAGAAGGAUUUGUGA